ACUUACAUGAUACGUUUGCGUCGUGACAGUCACGUGCUAGGUAGAAUUCGUUUACUUGCUGUAACUCACGAUGGCUCUCAACGAUCAGGAAGUCGAAAAGCAGAUCCGUCACAUGAUGAAUUUUAUUCAACAAGAGGCCACAGAAAAGGCAGAAGAGAUUGAUGCCAAGGCUGAAGAAGAGUUCAGCAUAGAAAAGGGCCGCCUCGUGCAGCAAGAGAAGAUGAAGAUUAUGACCGUGUACGAGAAGAGAGAGAAGCAGAUUGACCUGCAAAAGAAAAUUCAGAGGUCCAACCUGCUCAAUCAGGCCAGACUGCAGGUGCUUAAAAGGCGUGAUGACUCUGUAGAGCAAUUGUUGAAAGAGGCAAGGUCUCACUUGUCUAGAAUCACGCAAAAUAAAAAGCAAUACCAAGAGCUAGUGAAGCAACUUAUCAUACAGGGCUUGUAUCAGUUGUUAGAAGAGAAUGUCACUAUUCGUUGCAGGAAGGAAGAUGUUAAUGUAGUGGAGUCUUCACUGGAUGCUGCCGCUCAAGUGUAUUAUGAUGGCACCAAGAAAGAAGUCAAGAUGAAAGUUGAUAAGGAAAACUAUUUAGGAAAUGAUGUAUCAGGAGGAGUAGAACUAGUUGCACAAGGUGGCAGAAUCAAAGUGGUGAACACACUAGAUAGCAGAUUGGAGCUGAUAAGCAGGCAGAUGAUUCCAGAGGUGCGCAUGAGGCUCUUUGGUGUGAAUCCAUCGAGGAAGUUUGACUUCUGAAGCUCUGAAUCAUUAUAGAUGACUCGAACUGAUAAAUUGUAUCUUACGCAAUUGUCUUUACAAACACCGACAAUCACAACAUAUUGUAGUCACGUAUUUUACAUCUAAGUACGUAUAUUGUAGAUUAAUUAAUAAAAUGGAUGCAUUUGAUUGCAACCAGUCUA
Corticium candelabrum is the source of this 915-nucleotide messenger RNA. RefSeq names its product V-type proton ATPase subunit E-like. Gene Ontology annotation, cellular component: proton-transporting two-sector ATPase complex, catalytic domain. The transcript has 9 exons. NCBI's taxonomy places the organism in Eukaryota, Metazoa, Porifera, Homoscleromorpha, Homosclerophorida, Plakinidae. Gene Ontology annotation, biological process: proton transmembrane transport. The record is from RefSeq and is a predicted model, not a curated record. Gene Ontology annotation, molecular function: proton-transporting ATPase activity, rotational mechanism. The coding region runs from base 71 to 751 and encodes 226 amino acids.